Acanthoscelides obtectus is the source of this 5604-nucleotide messenger RNA. Lineage: Eukaryota; Metazoa; Arthropoda; Insecta; Coleoptera; Chrysomelidae. The record is from the annotation of a GenBank genome assembly.
GUCGGUGAUGUCUGAGUAAACCGCGUGUCGGAACUUCGGGAGAUGCUCGCCGGCGCGGUCCUACAUCCCGCGAUACUCUCACUUAUUCAUACAUUCAUGUGUUGGGGCCCGCUCAUACGUCAUUCAGUUUCGUCUCUCGUCGAACGAACGCCAACUGUGAUCCAAAAUAUAGGAGUGAUUCAGUUACUCAGUGCGUGUGUGUGUUUUUUAUUGUCAAAAAUAGACGUUUAUUGUUUUGGUGUUGUUGGUGCGACCGGAAGUGCCUUAUUACAGUUGGAUACCUAGACGGAUUACUGUUUCAGUUUUGUUUUUUGAAAAUUUGAGAGUUAAGCAGCAUAUGAAUGAAAAUGAACAGUACGCAAGAAUUUUCCAUCUACACUGGCAAUACAAGCUUCGCAUCACCAAUAAGUAGAACCGUCGAUUGUAGUUACGAAAUGCCCGAAAAACUACGGAAGAAAGAUAAAAAAUGGUCCAUUGGCAGCAUUUUCAGGAAAAAGAAAAAAGAAGACUCCGAUACUAGCAGCGAAGAAGAUUCACACAAGAACUUCUUCGGGUUGCGCAGAAGAAAAUCAAAGUCUAAGAAAAAAUUAUCACAUAAAACUGUAGGAACUUUCGAUCAUAUAGUGAUACCACCAGAAAUUAGGACUCCUGUAUCAUUAACUUUGUAUAGACAUGAAGACAGUGGUGUGUUCUCAGAUCCGACAGAGGGUUUGCACAGAUAUACCAAUGCAAGUGAUAACUGCAUAGCUACCAGAAAGGUAUAUGAUGACAGGAUUACAGAUUCUAAACAUCUACUCACUACUGCAUCUGUGGAUCGCAAUAAAAGGCCAAGAAAGCAGGCAAAAGCUCGAGCAGAGGCUCGAAGAACACCUCAAAAUGCGUCUAGCUCAGAAGAGGAAUCAAACUCUUCGUUGAAAAAAUUCGCGGAUGAAUCCAAGACGAUAAGCAAAAAAACAAGAGCUGCUAGAACAGAAAGGUAUCUAAAAAGACGGUCCAGAGAUGGCGAGAAUCCAUAUAACUACUUAAAGCUUUCAAAGUCUGAUACAGAAAAGUCUAACCUGGGUAUACUGUCUUGUGGUGAUAGUAGUAGAUCGCACAGCAGAAGUCCUCUUAUGCCAAAUUUAAUUACACCAGAUAAUAACAUCGUUGCAUCACUAACUCCUCCUCCAUGUCCAUACAGCAACAUCAGAUGCCAGUCCAUCGAGUCCAAAUACAUGCCCUCCAACUACUACCCCAAUAAGUUCCUGAAAGAAAACUUUCCUGAACUGAGAAGUUACUCUUACGAUUCUAAUAUCCACAGAGCUGUAUCCGAAGAUGUGAUCCAAACACCUAUGAAGCAAAAUAACAGAUAUAGCAGUAUUGGUUUCAGAGAUAACUGGCAAUAUAAGCACCCUCCAACACCCCCUCCUAGGGAUCCAAAUAGGGUCAAUAACGGAAGACCUGAUAGUUGUGCUUAUAGUUCCUUAGGUAGGAACAAAAGACAUAGUGAUGUUAACUCGUACUUUAACCAUAGAUAUACAACAGACUGUAUUUUACCAAAGAAUCUUUACGCUACCAGACCUUUUUCAACAUCUAUAGAAACAGAUUCACCAAGGUCUGUUCAUAGAAUAAAUCAAUUGAAUGGUGAUGACGAACGAUCUAACGAUAUCGACAAUCAUAGGAAUAAGAUACCAACGUCUGUAACAGCAGACACAUCUAGAACGAUGAAUAAGUUUGAUGAGUUUGACUAUCUAACAAGCAAGAGUCCUAGAAGUAGAAGACCUAUCUUUAUUCAGGAAACUAUAAAAUCUACUGUUCCAUGGAGAAAGAUCGAGCAUCAAAAUAACGUUACCAAUUCAUCUGUUUUGAAUUGUCCACAGUCUGUAAGUCCUAAGAUGUUUGUUAUCACUGCCAAAGCCAAAACAGAGGUUUAUCCGGUUAGUCAAUAUCGCGAUGAUAUCAAUAAUAACUUUAACAUAAAUGGUGAAUCUCCAAAACCAAACCUAAUAUCAUCACCUUCACUUGAUUCAGCUAACUCUAACCUAGAAUCUAAUGAACAAGACUCGAAAAAGCCGACUAACUUAGAAGACGCGCUGAAUGAAUUAGAAGAGAUCUACAAUAGUCUGAGACUUGGUGAUGAAGAUCUGCUUGAAAGAGCUGAACAAAGAGAAAAAGAAGCACAAGCAAACUAUAUUGGUGAGUUGCAUCCGAAUUACUCAGCAAGAGGAGCAUUGAGUGACUCUAGCUUUUCAUACGAACCUUAUAAUAACAUUGCGCCCAAGAAAAAGAGGCUGACGAGGAAAGAACGCAGCGCCAAUAUAAAAGACGACGAUAUGGCGUUUAGAAAGUUUUAUAGAAAGAGAUCUACCACCAUCAAUGACCCACAAUCAGUAGUUGCAAAAGUUAGCUACUUGAUGACUUCUCCUAUGAACAUGAAUGACUUUGAAGAGUUGCUAUUGCACAACACCUCUAAGGAGCCUGACAUAACGCAUGAUGAUGUCCUCUAUAGAAACAUAAAACAUGCAAAUACGUCUUUGAAAGUGAUUGAACCGCAACCACCUUUCGGUAUACCUCUUGGACCUAUUGCUGUUGGAUCUUCUAAUGACUAUUUGCAUGCUAAGCCUGAAAGUAUUGUUUAUAGACCUCUAUUCAAGCAUAAAAAGAUACCCGAUAUCAUAAAAGAUGAUUUGGCUUUCAGGAAUCUGCGUAAAGACACCAAUAAGGUGCCUGUGUUACCCGUAAAUAGCAAUACCGAUACUUCUACCUCUAAUUUAAGGUAUCUCCAAAAGAAGAGAGCUCAAAGAUCUAAAUCUGCAAAUAUACGCAACAUACUUGACCAAAGAAAUGACAAUGAUAUGGAAAACGAAUUUUGUCGUCUAACAGACAUAGCUGAUGCCAUGCAGAUUGCUAGACUAGUAUUGAAAGAGAAAGAAAAUAGGAUAGCUGCAACGAGGAAAGGUUCUAUGAGUGACCCGGAUGCCAAGUACGUUACUACUUGGCCUAGUGCCUACAGUCAGAAGGAAAAUGUGUCCUCAAAUAUGUCCAACCAACAGUAUACUCGGAAUAUGCUAACACUAUUAGGUCCAAAGAAAGAUCCAAAACCUAAAUCUCCCGAAGCAACCAAAAGGUCUACUAAUGAGUCUUUAUCCGCUUCAGUCGAAGACAUUCUAUCGGUACUAGAAAAAGAAGCAAAACAGACUACAGAGAAGAUUAACAAAGAGCUACAAUCAUUACAGGAACGUAAAGAAAGACUAGCAAAACUGAAAGUCAAGACAACAGUUUCUGAAGGAGUGAACGAUCUAACAAGGAGAUUAUCUGAUAUCGAUGCGGUGUCAAAUCAUGCCAAAAUGUGUGAAAAACUGCUGGAGACAGCCAUCUCCGAAAAUUUGGAUAAUUCUUCUGACGACGGGAAGUCUAGCGCAAAAAUCACUGAAAAAGUGGUAGAACUGCCUGCUGAACCGCACAAAUCUGAGUUCAUAGUUGGUCUUCAGGAGUUCCGAAAUAUUGUAAGUGAUAUAGAAAUACCAAGCAUCGACACAAGCAGUAAAACCGAAAAAUCAGCGAAAGUAGAAGGCAAAAUCGUUGAAUCAGAGUUAGGCUCUGAUGUGAAGGAUCUCAAUAAUACGUCGUCAAGUGCUACUGCUGACAAGGCUGUGGAUAAAGCAAUAGAUAAAGAAAUUAAGAUGACUCUAAAGUCUAGUUUCUUAGUAGCAUCCAUUGAGAAGACAAAUGGUAAAAAACAAGAUGAUGCAAAGUGGUCUGCUAACCAAGAAAAGGAAGUAUCAGAAGAGGAUACUGAGAAUGAAAAUAAACAAUUAGAAGAUAAAAAGGAAGAGAAAGAUGAUACUGAACCGUUAUACGAAAAUAUAGAUGUUAUUUGUAAGAAAGAUGAAGAUAAGGAUAAUUUAGGUGAGAAGUGUCAUUUCUAAAAUUUGUUGGUUGUACUAGUCAAAGAAUGUGCCUUUUUAAGUGCUAAACUUUCUUAUAAGUUGGAUGUGAGUAGUACUAACACAUUUUGUUGAUUGCGAUUUUUACAGGUAUAAUGAAAUGUUGAUGCAGUUGUUUUGCAUCUGGCUUCAAAACGUACCAAAUUAGAUCUAUUAUCCUUAGUACAUUUGUUCGAUAAUCACUGAUGCCUGUGUGGCCAAUAAUACCACAUGUGCUUAAAAGUCUUUUUUAUUGAACCCAAUUGUGACCCUCUUUAGUACAAUUUACACUUUUUGUCAAAAAACGGGCUGAAACGUAUAUAAUAAAGAAUUUUUAACAUAGGUGGCUUAAUUGGAGACAAACAUGGGAAUUAUUGACAUGAAAACCACAGGAUAAGUUAGAGAUAUUACAUUACAUAUUUCAAAUUAUUAAAAGGUGUUAUAUUGUUGCAAUACAUUCACUCUAUUUUAUUUCAUUGUACAAAAUAUUAACAUUUAGGACCAGCAAUGAUUUUAUUCAUCAGUAAAUACUUUGAUCGUCACUUAAAUUUUGAAUGCAACAUUGCUUUUUUAAUAGGUGUUUAACAAAAAAUUACACUAGAUCACCAAAAUAAUAAAUAUAUGUUUUUUACCGAAUUAUUGUGCCAUUACUUAAUGUAUUACCUAAAUAUUUCAGACAUGAUUAUUUAGAUUUAAACAUGUUGCCACCGUAAUAAUUCGUUUGAAAGUGUUUCAAAACCCGAUGUUUUAUUUUGCAUAAUUUUUGUAGUUAUUAAAGUUUUCAACUAGGCGUCGCAUAAGCGAAUCAAAGUAUGUUCAUUUUAAUCAAUAAGUGUUAAUCCACAAUGAAAAAAUAAAUAAACUUGUUCAUUACGAAAUAAAUAAUUUCCUUACUUUGUGUGCAUAACACUAAGUGAACGGCGUGUACUCAAAUGUCAUAUUGGAUGUGAAAUACUUUUGUAAUGUAGUUUUUGAAAUACCUUGAUUGAAAUUAUUCAAAUACUUGUUACCUCUACUAAUAAGAUUGUAAUCAAUAAUGAAAGAAUAUCUUUUUAGUAUUACCUGUAUUGUUAAGCAUUUGUGGUUACAUGUCGUUACUCUGGAAAUGAAAUAUACUUAUAUAGAAAUACCAACUUUCAACUCUUGUAUCGUUACUACUGUUACAGCAUGCAUAUCAUUAGGGUAACUUUAUAUAUCUGUUGUUAUUGCAUUUUAGUUACUGUUGUUUGUUGUCCAAUAAUAAUAGCACUGUAAUAACAAAUUUCUAACCGAUAUAUGAUGUAUGCAGGCACUUUUUUGGUUAACUUUGAAGUUUUUGACUUCAAUGUUUGAGAUUUGGAACUAUACCAAUGUAGAAACAAGCUUUUAUAAAUGUGUUGAAGAAAUGUUAGUUUUAAGAUUCAAGUGCAGCGUACCUUCUUGUGCUCAGCAUCUUAAAUAUAUUAAACUGAUUGUCAUUUUACCAAACGUCAGAUGUUCCAUUUGCAUGUUAUUUUAUUUUAUAAGUAUGUAUAUAUUUGUAAUUAAUUCUGUUGUUUUUAAGCUUAGCUAAUAAUAUUUUUGUGAUAUCUUUAAUAAUUACUUACAUCUAUAUGUGUACCUGUUGUAUACCCAUAUUUUUCACGUUAGGUAUAUUGUUUGAAUUCGAGAAUUUUACCAUAAAAGUUGUAAAAAAUAUAUAGAAUGUCAUGAAUAAACG